AGGUACGAGAGCGUGAUCGCCACACUGUGCGAGAACCUAGACUCCCUGGAUGAGCCCGAGGCCCGGGCUGCCAUGAUCUGGAUCGUGGGCGAGUAUGCCGAGCGGAUAGACAAUGCGGACGAGCUGCUGGAGAGCUUCCUUGAGGGCUUCCAUGACGAGAGCACCCAGGUCCAGCUGCAGCUGCUGACAGCCAUCGUGAAACUCUUUCUGAAGAAGCCAACAGAGACCCAGGAGCUGGUGCAGCAGGUCCUCAGUUUGGCCACUCAGGACUCAGAUAACCCAGACCUACGGGACCGCGGCUACAUCUACUGGCGCCUGCUCUCCACGGACCCAGUGGCUGCCAAGGAGGUGGUGUUGGCCGAGAAGCCACUCAUCUCUGAAGAGACGGACCUCAUCGAGCCCACGCUGCUGGAUGAGCUCAUCUGCUACAUCGGCACGCUGGCCUCCGUCUACCACAAGCCGCCCAGCACCUUUGUGGAGGGGGGCCGAGGCGUGGUGCACAAGAGCCUGCCGCCCCGCACCGCCUCGAAUGAGAGCGUGGAGAGCCCUGAGACGGCCCCUGCCGGAGCCGCCUCCAAUGAGCAGCCGGAUGUCAUCCCCACCCAGGGUGACCUGCUGGGCGACCUCCUCAACCUGGACCUCGGCCCCCCAGUGAGCGGCCCACCCCUGGCCACCUCCUCGGUGCAAAUGGGAGCUGUGGACCUUCUUGGCGGUGGCCUCGACAGCCUGAUGGGGGAUGAGCCUGAAGGGAUCGGGGGCCCCAACUUUGUGGCACCCCCAGCAGCAGCAGUACCAGCCAACCUAGGAGCACCCAUGGGCAGUGGCCUGAGUGACCUCUUUGACCUGACCAGUGGUGUAGGCACCCUGUCAGGAUCAUAUGUGGCCCCCAAAGCAGUCUGGCUCCCGGCCAUGAAGGCCAAGGGGUUGGAGAUCUCAGGCACCUUCACCCGCCAUGUGGGCUCCAUUUCCAUGGACCUGCAGCUGACCAACAAGGCCCUGCAGGUCAUGACCGACUUCGCCAUCCAGUUCAACCGCAACAGCUUUGGGCUGGCCCCCGCCGCCCCCCUCCAGGUCCAUGCACCGCUCAGCCCUAACCAGACUGUGGAGAUCUCCCUGCCUCUCAACACAGUGGGCUCAGUCAUGAAGAUGGAGCCUCUGAACAACCUCCAGGUGGCCGUGAAGAACAACAUUGAUGUCUUCUACUUCAGCACCUUGUACCCACUGCACAUCCUCUUCGUGGAGGACGGGAAGAUGGACCGGCAGAUGUUCCUGGCCACGUGGAAGGACAUUCCCAAUGAGAAUGAAGCCCAGUUCCAGAUCAGAGAAUGCCCCCUCAAUGCAGAGGCCGUGAGCAGCAGGCUGCAGAGCAGCAACAUCUUCACGGUCGCCAAGAGGAACGUGGAGGGCCAGGACAUGCUCUACCAGUCCCUGAAGCUGACCAACGGCAUCUGGGUGCUGGCGGAGCUGCGCAUUCAGCCCGGCAACCCCAGCUUCACGCUGUCCCUGAAGUGUCGAGCGCCAGAGGUGUCCCAGCACGUGUACCAGGCCUACGAGACCAUCCUCAAGAACUGAGGCCCUUCCAGCGCCUGCCCCAGCCUUCUGCCAGCCCUGCCGAGGAGCCCCUGGGAGGUGGCAGCUCCUCCUUCUGGGAGGGGCCUGGCAAGGCCUCUGGCCACCCACGGGGCCCCCUGGUCCUGACUCCAGGGCCUGCCUGGGUCCUCGGGGCAAGGCAGCACCCCUCCUGGAGUAAAAUCUCAGUGUACUCCCAUGCUCGGGGACUCCCUUCUUCCAUUGCUGCUGACAUUUAGGGUCAGGUGAGGAGGGGACCAAAGGA
Messenger RNA from Ceratotherium simum simum (southern white rhinoceros), 1834 nucleotides. NCBI's taxonomy places the organism in Eukaryota, Metazoa, Chordata, Mammalia, Perissodactyla, Rhinocerotidae. The record is from RefSeq and is a predicted model, not a curated record.